GAGUCCGCCAGCUGUCGUCUUUUAGCACAGAAAAUAAAAACAGCAAAGAGAAAAUAUAUUAUAUUACAUAAAAUUUCAUGAUAAUACAUUAUAUUAUAAAAUAACAGUAUUUGUGCUUGUUUAUAUGUGAUUUAAUAGUAAAAUGACACACGCCGAGAGAGAGAGAGCGUGAAAAAGGAGGGACCAAAAAGAGGCCCCGCCCUCAAGCUUCUGGGGGUGCCCUGCGCGUAAACAAAACCACAUUACCGGUGUCUCUGUCAGUCAGUCUUUAAGCCAAGCGCGGGAGAAGAACGGAUGCAGACCGCGUGACCUCUGCACGACUUCCUGGGAUUAAACGCACUGCUUUUCCCGGUGACCCCUGAAGGCACCUGAAGAAGACACAGUGACCAUGCCCUGCGUCCAAACCCAAUGUGGCUCCUCCCCUCAAGGGGCCAGCACGGCGUCUCAGAACACGGGCGCCGGGGAACGCAGCUGGGACUUCCUCACUCCCGAGUUUGUCAAGUUCAGCAUGGACCUUGCCAACAGCGAAACAUCAACGACAUCGUCGGGGGCGCCGCACGCCGUUUUAGCCGAGCCCUUCGGGUGCGGCUACGAUUCGAAGUCCCAGUGUGUCUUCCAAGGGGAGGUGCCGUACGUGAAAGUGGAGGACGCACGCGGGUGUCCGCGCUUUCAGCCUAAUCAGCACCUCCAGCAUCAAACGGAUCAUCUGCUCCAAUCCUACUACUACCGUUCUCCGUCCCCGCGUCCGUCCGUCUCGUCCAGCUUCCAAACUCCGUGGGAGGACUCAUAUCAAGACUACUUACUACGUAAAAACACUCGAUUUUCCUUGUUUUCCAUAAAGCACACACAAGAAGGACAUCAGAGUUUGUCCGCCUGCCAGGUGAAAUUCGACCGAGCUUUCGCAGCCGCAUCGCACCAAGCGCUCGACUCCCCCGGGCUUCUGUGCUGUCCCGGAUUUGGGAAGCAAACCCGUGCGGGGCUUCACCCUAUCCAGCUCGCUCACAGCCACCACGCCAACAUCAAUCCAGCCGCCGCUCGACGUCGAGAAGACUCGGAGGGACUGUGCGCGGUUUGCGGGGACAACGCCGCCUGCCAGCACUACGGAGUGCGUACCUGUGAAGGCUGCAAAGGAUUCUUCAAGCGCACGGUGCAGAAAAAUGCCAAAUAUGUCUGCCUGGCGGCCAAAACUUGCCCCGUGGAUAAACGACGUCGGAACCGCUGCCAGUACUGCCGCUUCCAGAAAUGCCUUACAGUCGGAAUGGUCAAGGAAGUGGUGAGAACAGAUAAUCUAAAAGGUCGCAGGGGUCGCCUGCCCUCCAAACCCAAACCGCUCCCUGAUUCGUCCUCGCCGGCCGGAACGCUGCUAAGCGCCCUCGUUAGAGCCCAUGUGGAAUCCAACCCGUCACGCCUGGAUUACUCCAAAUUCAAGGACGGCACAGAGAGUCCACUCGGGGACGACGCUCAACACGUGCGCCAUUUUUACGACCUCCUGACCAGGUCCAUGGAGGUGCUUCGAGCAUGGGCGCUGAAGAUACCGGGCUUUGCUUCCCUACCUCGACAUGACCAAGACCUCCUGUUCUACUCGUCUUUCUUAGAACUCUUCGUGUUACGCCUCUCCUACAGAUCCAGUCCACAUGAAGGUAAGCUGGUGUUCUGCGAUGGCUCCGUAUGGCACCGCCUUCAUUGCGUGAGGGGAUUUGGCGAAUGGAUUGACAGCAUCGUGGAGUUCUCCGUCAAUCUUCAGAGGAUGAACUUGGAUCUCUCCACCUUCUCCUGCAUAUGCGCCCUUGCCUUGGUCACCGAGCGACACGGGCUGAAGGAACCGAGGAAAGUGGAGGAUCUGCAGCGCAACAUCGUGAAGUGUUUGAAGGAUGGCGGCACGGUCGCAGACCGAGACCAAGACCGGGACCGGGACCGAGACGCAAACGCUUGGUCCAGCCAUUUAUUCAAGCUGGUGGAAAAGCUCCCGGAACUCCGCACGUUGUGUAUCCAAGGCCUGCAGAGGAUUUUUUAUUUGAAGCUGGAGGAUCUGGUGCCCCCGCCCGCGGUCAUAGAUAAGUUAUUCCUCGACACGUUGCCCUUUUGAAGACACAAGAGACCCCAAACGCACAAGGACACUGUGCACCCCCCCCCCCCCCCCCCCUCUGUGCCAUCUUUUGUCAUUUACCUCCAAAUAUAUGUUAGUGACUUUUCUCAUUUUUCUAGUACAACAUAAUUUGUGGAUGUCAUGUUUGUGGAAGUGUUUAUUAUAUUGCUAAUCGUCUUAUGGUUGUCAUGUUUUAUUCAAUAAAUAAUUACAU
This is a messenger RNA of Doryrhamphus excisus (bluestripe pipefish), 2300 nucleotides long. Its product is annotated as nuclear receptor subfamily 4 group A member 2-like. Gene Ontology annotation, molecular function: RNA polymerase II cis-regulatory region sequence-specific DNA binding; nuclear receptor activity; zinc ion binding. Lineage: Eukaryota; Metazoa; Chordata; Actinopteri; Syngnathiformes; Syngnathidae. Gene Ontology annotation, biological process: cellular response to corticotropin-releasing hormone stimulus; dopaminergic neuron differentiation; regulation of transcription by RNA polymerase II. Gene Ontology annotation, cellular component: transcription regulator complex; nucleus. The record is from RefSeq and is a predicted model, not a curated record.